AUGCUGAAGAAUAUUUUCAACAAGUUCAAACAAAUAAGGUAAGCCCAUAAUGAUGCAAAAUUUAAUAGAAAAUUAGUGGGUACAGAUAGAAGCGGAAAUAAGUACUACCAAUACUUUGAUGAAGAAGGGUAUGAAACUAAAAGAGAAUGUGAAUAUUUAAAUGUUUUUGAUCAGAAUCAUGUGAAUAGAAUAGAUCCAGCUUGGGAAGAUUGGUUGAGAAAGAAAAGAUUAGAUCCUUUUACUGAAGAAGAAAUGGAAAAAAUUUAUAGAUACACUGAUAAUCUAAGAAAAAAAGGUAUUUCAGCUGAUAAAUAUGAAUAAGAAAUGAUGAAAACUUUUCGUAGAACUGAUAAAUAUAAUGCUGCAGAAAAAAAAGACUUCCAACCUGAACACUGGGAUUUUGAUUAGAAAAACAAUAAAUGA
Tetrahymena thermophila SB210 is the source of this 423-nucleotide messenger RNA. RefSeq names its product NADH:ubiquinone oxidoreductase 17.2 kDa subunit. Gene Ontology annotation, cellular component: membrane. The record is from RefSeq and is a predicted model, not a curated record. The transcript has a single exon. NCBI's taxonomy places the organism in Eukaryota, Ciliophora, Oligohymenophorea, Hymenostomatida, Tetrahymenidae. Gene Ontology annotation, biological process: mitochondrial respiratory chain complex I assembly.